GGUCUGAAUAUGCGUUGCUUGGCAGCUCGGGUCAACUAUAAGACUUUGAUUAUCAUCUGUGCACUCUUCACUUUGGUCACUGUACUUUUGUGGAAUAAGUGUUCCAGCGACAAAGCAAUCCAGUUUCCACGACACUUGAGUAGUGGCUUCAGAGAUGGAUUAGAGAAAAGAGCAGCAGCAUCUGAGAGUAACAACUAUGUGAACCACAUGGCCAAACAGUCUGAGGAAGCAUUUCCUCAGGAACAACAGAAAGCACCACCUGUUGUGGGGGGCUUCAAUGGCAAUGGGGGAAGCAAGGUGUUAGGACUCAAAUAUGAGGAAAUUGACUGUCUUAUAAAUGAUGAACAUACAAUUAAAGGAAGACGUGAGGGAAAUGAAGUCUUUCUUCCAUUCACUUGGGUAGAGAAAUAUUUUGACGUUUAUGGAAAGGUGGUUCAGUAUGAUGGCUAUGACCGGUUUGAAUUCUCUCAUAGCUAUUCCAAAGUCUACGCACAGAGAGCCCCUUAUCACCCUGAUGGCGUGUUUAUGUCCUUUGAAGGCUACAAUGUGGAAGUUCGAGACAGAGUCAAGUGCAUAAGUGGGGUUGAAGGUGUGCCAUUAUCUACACAAUGGGGACCUCAAGGCUAUUUUUAUCCAAUCCAGAUUGCACAGUAUGGGUUAAGUCAUUACAGCAAGAAUCUAACUGAGAAACCCCCUCACAUAGACCUGUAUGAAACAGCAGAAGACAAGGACAAAAAAAGCAAGACUAAUGACUGGACUGUGCCAAAGGGCUGCUUUAUGGCUAGUGUAGCUGAUAAGUCUAGACUCACCAAUGUUAAACAGUUUAUUGCUCCAGAAACCAGUGAUGGUGUGUCUCUACAACUGGGGAACACAAAAGAUUUCAUUAUUUCAUUUGAUCUCAAGUUCUUGACAAAUGGAAGUGUGUCCGUGGUUCUAGAGACCACAGAAAAGAAUCAGCUCUUCACUGUACAUUAUGUCUCAAAUACCCAGCUAAUUGCUUUUAAAGAAAGAGACAUAUACUAUGGCAUUGGACCUAGAACUUCAUGGAGCACAGUUACCAGGGACUUGGUUACUGACCUCAGGAAAGGGGUGGGUCUUUCCAACACAAAAGCUGUCAAGCCAACCAAAAUAAUGCCCAAGAAGGUGGUCAAGUUGAUUGCAAAAGGGAAAGGAUUCCUGGACAACAUUACCAUCUCUACCACAGCGCACAUGGCCGCAUUCUUCGCUGCCAGUGAUUGGCUGGUAAGGAACCAGGAUGAGAAAGGUGGCUGGCCAAUUAUGGUGACACGGAAGUUAGGGGAAGGGUUCAAGUCUUUAGAGCCAGGGUGGUACUCUGCAAUGGCCCAAGGGCAAGCCAUUUCUACAUUAGUCAGGGCCUAUCUGUUAACAAAAGACCAAUUAUUCCUCAAUUCAGCUUUAAGGGCAACAGCCCCUUACAAGUUUCUAUCAGAGCAACAUGGAGUGAAAGCUGUGUUUAUGAAUAAACAUGACUGGUAUGAAGAAUAUCCAACCACACCUAGCUCUUUUGUUUUAAAUGGCUUUAUGUAUUCUUUAAUUGGGCUGUAUGACUUAAAGGAAACUGCAGGGGAGAAACUCGGGAGAGAAGCAAGGGCCUUGUAUGAGCGGGGAAUGGAAUCCCUUAAAGCCAUGCUCCCCUUGUAUGACACUGGCUCAGGAACCAUCUAUGACCUCCGUCACUUCAUGCUUGGCAUCGCUCCCAACCUGGCCCGCUGGGACUAUCAUACCACCCACAUCAAUCAACUGCAGCUACUCAGUACCAUUGAUGAAUCCCCAAUCUUCAAAGAGUUUGUCAAGAGGUGGAAGAGCUACCUUAAAGGCAGCAGGGCAAAGCACAACUAGAGCUCACAACCAAAAUCAUCUGUCUGCCUCUGCUGUCCACAGACACUGCUGGGCUCUCAGCAAAGCUUCAGCACAUUUUAAAAGGUUGUAUACUGGGUUUUUGUGGCCUACAACAAAGUGAUAAGUGAUCCUUAAAACCAGUCUUCUGAGAUAGCUGCAUUCCAUGGGCUGGGUGUUUAGGUGGCAGUUAGAGCAGAGGAGUGUUUAGUUAAUGGGCUGAACAAAGAUGUUUUCGUUUACCUUAGUUAUUACUCUCUAUGGUUCCACAGCUAGACCAGUCACUCACCUGGGGAAAGAUCACAGUGAGGAGCGAUACUGGCCAACUGUCUGGCAGGUACCUGAAAACUUAGUAUGGAGCACUUUUAAAAUGUGACUAUUUAUGUUAAAAAAUUAAUGUGCUAUGAUACAGUAAAUAUGUACUUGUAGCCUGGAUAGUGGAUUGUGCAACUUUUUAAAAAGAUGUUUCUUUUCUAUAGAUUAAUUUCUUGGGGGCAAAUGAGCAUUUGUUGCACUAGUUCAAUUUGUGAUAUAUUGAGAGUAUUUUGAAUUUAUGGUUCUCUUGAAACGUGUAAAUUAAAAACACAACCAAUGUUCAGGCUUCACAGUUAUAUAAUGUAAGCACAACUAAAAUGAAACUUGUUGACUGCACAAG
This is a messenger RNA of Orycteropus afer afer, 2512 nucleotides long. RefSeq names its product glucuronic acid epimerase (gene GLCE). The record is from RefSeq and is a predicted model, not a curated record. Gene Ontology annotation, cellular component: Golgi apparatus. Gene Ontology annotation, molecular function: heparosan-N-sulfate-glucuronate 5-epimerase activity. Gene Ontology annotation, biological process: heparan sulfate proteoglycan biosynthetic process. NCBI's taxonomy places the organism in Eukaryota, Metazoa, Chordata, Mammalia, Tubulidentata, Orycteropodidae.